Messenger RNA from Emys orbicularis (European pond turtle), 3786 nucleotides. RefSeq names its product epidermal growth factor (gene EGF). NCBI's taxonomy places the organism in Eukaryota, Metazoa, Chordata, Testudines, Emydidae. Gene Ontology annotation, biological process: canonical Wnt signaling pathway. Gene Ontology annotation, cellular component: plasma membrane. Bases 1 to 3786 code for a protein of 1261 amino acids. The transcript has 26 exons. The record is from RefSeq and is a predicted model, not a curated record. Gene Ontology annotation, molecular function: calcium ion binding; Wnt-protein binding; Wnt receptor activity.
AUGUUUCUCGUACUUACUGCUUUUUUGCCAGUAUUUUUCAAAAUUGAUUUUGUUAGCCUCUCAGCUUUACAGCACUGGAACUGUCCCAGGGGAUACCGAUUGGGGAAUGAAAACUCCACUUGUAUAGAUAUUGAUGAAUGCCUUGAAGGUGGUCUAGGUACCUGUGGCCAAACCUGUGUCAAUGUUCCAGGGUCCUAUCUGUGCUCCUGUUUGCCUGGCUACACUCUGGAUAAUGACAAGUGGUCCUGUUAUGCUGAUGAUCCUGCACCAUUCCUAAUUUUUAGCCAUGGAAAUGCCAUCUUUAGAAUUGACGGAGAGGGGACCAAUCACGAACGGCUAGUUGCCAAUGCUGGCGUAUCAGUGCUCAUAGAUUUUCAUUACAAAGAAGAGAAAAUGUAUUGGGUGGACUCUGAAAAAGGGCUUCUGCAACGAGUGUACCUGAACGGCACAAAACAAGAGAGACUACGCUAUGUUGAAAAAGGUGUUGCAGGGUUUGCCAUCAACUGGAUAAAUCAAAAUAUUCUUUGGGCCAACCACCAGAAAGCAACUAUUGAAGCAACUGACAUGAAUGGAAACAAUUCCCGAGUCCUUUUAAAGGACGUAGGUCAUCCCACAAGUAUUGCUGUUGACCCUGGGAAAAGGUUUGUAUUUUGGUCUUCAGACGGUGCUCUUUCCAGCGUUCACAGAGCAAUCCUUGAUGGAACUGACAUGAGAAGUGUUUUCAGGACCACAGAAAAAAUAAAGACCAUCUCACUGGAUUUUAUUGACACAAGACUCUUUUGGAUCCAGUAUGAUAGUGAGGAAGAUGUUUCACGCAUUGGAUCAUGUGACUAUAAUGGUGGCUCUAUUCAUUUGCCCAAACAUUCUGCCCAACACCGUUUAUUUGGCAUAUCUCUGUUUGCUGAGCACUUCUACUAUCCAGACCCGAAAACUGACACGAUCCGGAGAGCCAGUAAAUUUACAGGAAAGAUUAUAGUCACAAUCAGCCUGAAACCAUCAUUUUUGCCACCUGCUGAAAUAAAAGUGGUGCAUCCAUUUAAACAGCCUGGUGCAAGAACAGAUGCUCGAGAUUUUGAACACAGAUCCUGCCAUCUGAACAAAGAAAACUGCAAGAGAAGCAUCUGCAGGGAUGACUCCAAGACCCAUCGGUGCAAGUGUUCGAAUGGAUUUGUUUUGAGUAGAAAUAGGCAAUACUGUGAAGAUGUCAAUGAAUGUGCUUUUUGGAACCAUGGCUGUACUCUGGGAUGUGUAAAUAUCCCUGGCUCCUAUUACUGUACAUGCCCACGAGGUUAUAUUCUGCUGCCUGAUAGAAAAACAUGUCAUGAGCUCAUUUCCUGUGCAAAUAAUCACACUGAAUGCAGCCAUGGUUGUCUUGAAACAUCUAGAGGGCCUGUUUGCUUCUGUCCAGAGGGAUCAGUGCUCAGAGGAGAUGGCAAAACGUGCUCAGGUUGUACAUCUCUGGAUAAUGGUGGAUGUAGCCAGAUUUGUACCUCUUUAACUCCAUCUUCCUGGGAGUGUGGUUGUUUUCCUGGAUAUAAGCUGCAGGGGGAUAAAAGACACUGCACUGCUAUAGGCCCCAGGCCAUUUUUGUUGUUUGCAAACGGCCAGGACAUCCGCCGCAUCAGUUUUGAUGGAACAGAUUACACAAGUUUACUCGACUGGCAGAUGGGAAUGGUUUUAGCACUGGACUAUGACCCAGUUGAAAGUAAGAUUUAUUUUGCACACACAGCCUUGAAGUGGAUAGAACGAGCUGAUCUGGAUGGCUCAAAUCGUGAAAAAAUUAUUUGUGAAGCUAUAGAUAUACCUGAAGGUCUUGCUGUGGACUGGAUUAACCGUAAAUUGUAUUGGACAGACAGAGGGAAGUCGUACAUUGGGAGGAGUGAGUUGAACGGAAUGCACAGAGAAAUGAUCAUCAAGGAGGACAUCUUCCAGCCCCGAGGGAUUGCUGUUCACCCACUAGCUAAGAGAUUAUUCUGGACCGACUUGGGGGUCAACCCACGGAUCGAAAGUGCUUCCCUACAAGGCAUUGAUCGUCUGGUUAUAGCUAGCACUGACCUGGUUUGGCCCAGUGGAAUUUCUGUCGACUGCUUAGCUGACAAGUUGUACUGGUGUGAUGCUAAAAAGUCUGUUAUUGAAACUGCAAAUCUGGAUGGUUCUAAACGCCGAAUACUUACACAGAAUGAUGUAGGCCAUCCAUUUGAUGUAGCAGUAUUUGAGGAUCACAUUUGGUUCUCUGACUGGGAUAAGCCUUCAUUAACAAGGGUGGACAAGAAGACUGGCCAAAACAGGGUACGUCUCCGAGGCAGCAUGCUGAGACCCUCAUCAGUGAUUGUAGUUCAUCCUUUGGCGAAACCAGGGGCAGAUCCCUGCCUUCAUGAGAAUGGAGGCUGUGAUCAGAUCUGUGAAGACAGAUUUGGAGUUGCCCAUUGCUCAUGUCACAAAGGCUUUAUGAAAACCCAAAAUGGAAAAACCUGUCAGGCUCUGAAUAUUCCUGAGACAGCAGCAGGGGGUAUCUCUUUACACAAGAAGGCAGCACCACAAAAUAAAACAGCAACACUGGAAACCUUAUACCAAAGGCCACUGAAUAGUGGGACAUAUGGGGAUACUAACAAUGGGGAGGAGCUACAGACUCAACACUUGUUGAUGGCUGAAAUCAUGGUGUCUGAUCGAGAUGACUGUGCUGUGUUAGAAUGCAAUGUCAACGCCCAGUGUGUUCCCCUGGAAGAUGGUGCUGUGUGUCAGUGUUUGAAAGGAUUUACCAGGGAGGGUAAAUCAUGCUAUGAUGUUGAUGAGUGUGCUCUUAACGUGGACCGCUGUAAUCGACACCUAUCGGACUGUAUCAAUACUGAAGGUGGCUAUGUCUGCAAGUGUCUGGAGGGCUACCGUGGAGAUGGGCUUCAUUGUUACGAUAUCGAUGAAUGCAAGCUGGGGACACACACAUGUGGAGAAAACACUGUCUGCACCAAUACUGAAGGAAACUACACUUGCACUUGCAUUAAUGGUCUAUCUGGAACUGGGGACAACUGUACUGAAUCUGCUAUGCCUUCUACCACGAGCACCAGUGGUGACAACAUUUCCUCUGAACAAGAUGGUUUUAUGGGCUGCCCUCCUUCAUACGAGUCCUACUGUCUUCAUGGCGGAGUUUGUAUUUAUGUUUCAAUUCUACAAGACUAUGCGUGCACCUGUGUGACUGGUUACGUGGGGGAGCGCUGUCAGUUCAGCGACUUGGAAUGGUGGGAACAGCAGCAUGUGGAGCAAAUAAAGAAGCGGAACGUCACAAUUGCAGUUUGUAUAGUUGUGCUGAUCCUGCUGCUCCUCCUGGGAUCUCUUGCUGCUUACUGUUACAGAAGUCAGAACUUUUAUAAGAAGAAUCCAUAUGCAGAAGCGAUAAGAAAUGCCAGCAGCAGCAGCAGUGCCGACAGUGAGAACGUGACACCUACUAGCAAUAAGUCUCGGUUCAUUGUUGUGAUGGCACGUAACAGUCACAGGGAAGGCAGAGCUGUCAAUCUAAUGGACUGUGAGACGACCGAUCACGGUCACCCCUGCCCUUCGGAGUCCGCAGUCAGUCAGCCUCAGCCUGCAACAAACAACAAAGCAGCACAGAUGCUAGCAGAAGAGGAGAGAGAGCAGGGCUGCCGGCAACAUCUUCUCAAUGGUAGGAAGCCUCAGCUUGGUGAAGCAGAGAAGAGCCCUCACCAGCUUCAGUGGAGCACCAGCCCCAUUACGAUGUUGGAAAGUGACCUUCACUCCCCAGCACCAUCCAGCCUGUUAAUGCAGCCCGAUUAA